Didymodactylos carnosus is the source of this 765-nucleotide messenger RNA. The record is from the annotation of a GenBank genome assembly. NCBI's taxonomy places the organism in Eukaryota, Metazoa, Rotifera, Eurotatoria, Philodinida, Philodinidae.
AUGGCUGCUGCUGAUCGAGUAGAAUUAGGUACGAUGUAUGAACUUAAAAAUAGACAAAACUUGGCUGCGUAUGAACGAUUUGUGCAGUUUGAACAACUAAUGAAUAAUUAUUCAAUAAAGAAAACAGGAACAUCGCCUAAUUCAGGCGCGGGUUCCAAUCCUACUCCAUUAGGUCUAUGUGGAUUUGCUUAUACUACAUUUGUUUUAUCGAUGUACAAUGCUGGUGCCACAGUUCCUGCUAGUGCUUCUCCUGGAGUUGUUAUGGGAGCAGCAUUAUUCUAUGGUGGCUUGAUUCAACUGUUAGCGGGUCUGCUAGAAUUUCGCUUAGGUAAUAAUUUUGGUGCAUUGGCCUUUUGCUCCUAUGGAGGUUUCUGGAUGGGUGUAGCAUCACUCUAUAUAAGUAGUUUUGGUUUUUUAACUGGCUAUGACCCGACUACACUCAAUAACGCCUUGGGAGUCUAUUUCUUGGGGUGGACAAUAUUUACAGUUGCUAUGUUUAUUUCGUCACAUCGGACAAAUCUAGUAUUGGUAUCCUUGUUCUUUUUUCUUUCAAUUACGUUCAUCCUAUUGACAGCAUCGAAAUUUCAAAAUGGUGAUUUGAAACUUCAACGUGCUGGUGGAGCUUUUGGCAUUCUCACUGCAUCGAUUGCAUGGUAUGCAGCGUUUGCAAGUCUAUUAACAAAAUCAACAUCACGUUUUACAUUACCUGUCUAUAGUCUAGCUUAUGUUGAACCUGAAGUUACUGUACAUAAUAUGCAAUUAUAA